AUGAACCAAACGUACCCCACCAUAACUAUUGACCUGGUCCUCGAUCGGCACACCACCAAAGAGGUCCUGCGUGCAGUCCUGCAUUCUAUUCUCUUUCACCGUUUGUUCGGCACGGUGAAGCCACAAAUAUUUGAGCUUUUGGAUGUCACGAUGCCAGGUGUGGAUGAUCCAGACAUGAAGGAACUAGUAGAGAAUAAGGUGGAGGCAUUCUGGAAAGGUAUUGAAGGUGUUGCGAAUAAACGUGGUCAAAUUAUUGUUAUUUUCUCUGAGAAACGACCCCGCAAGACAUGGUUCAUGAUGGGUGAGGAGGAGGUCCCUUGGGAGCAAUGGAUUAUCAACGCGGAGAUCAGGCAACCCACAACUGACAAAGACCGUCAAACGUUUAAUGCCAAUCUGACAUCGACUCUGACCAAGAGCCUAAAGACGAUGCUGACGCAUGCAUCGUCUGACCGUGGUCGUUCGGCGGUUCCAUUAAUAACUAACGCGGAGGGAAUUUCUCCGUUUCCUACGAAGAUCGUUGUGAAAGUGGGUGGUGUGGAAGUGAGUUGA
This is a messenger RNA of Sparassis crispa, 549 nucleotides long. RefSeq names its product Meiotically up-regulated gene 66 protein. The transcript has 7 exons. NCBI's taxonomy places the organism in Eukaryota, Fungi, Basidiomycota, Agaricomycetes, Polyporales, Sparassidaceae. Gene Ontology annotation, biological process: autophagosome assembly; autophagy. The coding region runs from base 1 to 549 and encodes 182 amino acids. The record is from RefSeq and is a predicted model, not a curated record. Gene Ontology annotation, cellular component: phagophore assembly site.